GCCGCGCAGGCGCAGUGCGCAGGGGCGCGGGCGCGAUGGCGGAGGGCCCGCGGCCGAAGAGGAAGCGGGAGGAGGAGGCGGAGGCCGGGACCGUGCCCCACGACGGGGCCGCCGCCGCCCCGUUCCCGCUGGCGGAGCUGCGCUUGCGGCGCGUGCUGCGGGAGUCGGCGCGGGACAAGGCCGUGUUCCUGCACGGGGAGGUGACCAGUCCCUCUGGAGAGGGCACAGAUGCUGUAGUCAUCCUGGAAAAGACUCCCUUCCAGGAGGAGAAGGUACUGGACCUGCUGAAGAAGCACACAAAGCUGGAGCUGCAGAUGCACAAUGACAUUUACAGCACAUACCACCUCUAUCCUCCCCCGGAGCUGAGCGAGAUAAAAACCACGGUGGUGUACCCCGCCACAGAGAAACACCUUCAGAAAUAUCUCCGUCAAGAAGUGCACCUCAUCCGUGAAACCUGGGAGGAUUAUAAGAACAUAACACUGCCCUUCAUCCAGUCGCAGAGCUUCAGCAUCCAGUGGGUGUAUAAUAUCCUGGAAAAGAAAGCUGAGGCCGAUCGAAUCAUCCAUGAAAACCCAGAUCCUUGCAAUGGCUUUGUUCUAGUUCCAGAUUUUAAGUGGAAUCAAACCCAGCUGGAUGACCUUUACCUGAUAGCCCUCGUUCACUGCCGGGAGAUCAAGUCUCUUCGGGACCUCACUGCUGAGCAUCUCCCGCUGCUGAGGAACAUCUUGCAAGAAGGCAAGGAGGCCAUAACAAAGCGCUUUGGUGUGCCUGGAUCCCAGCUGCGAAUCUACCUGCAUUACCAGCCCUCCUACUAUCACCUGCAUGUGCAUUUCACUGCCCUGGGCUAUGAUGCCCCAGGCAGCUCUGUUGAGAGAGCCCAUCUCCUGGCAGAUGUGAUUGACAACCUGGUGCUGGACUCUGCGUAUUACCAGAAACGGGCUUUGACCUUUGCCCUUCGGGCUGAUGAACUUCUCCUCAAGAAAUUCCAGGAGGCAGGAAGAGUGUGAGCUGGCAGAGGUGCUUUUAUAUCUUGUUAUUAAUAAAUGCCCAUUUGGUUUUUUUUUAAAAAGGUUUUGGUGCUUUUAUUUUUUUAACUCUGAUUUUGUACAAAUUGGGGCUGACAGCCCAUUGCUAUAGAAACGGUGUCAUCUGCUCAAGUCAAUUAAAACAUUGAGUAACCCC
Messenger RNA from Falco peregrinus (peregrine falcon), 1182 nucleotides. RefSeq names its product decapping enzyme, scavenger (gene DCPS). Gene Ontology annotation, biological process: deadenylation-dependent decapping of nuclear-transcribed mRNA. Gene Ontology annotation, cellular component: nucleus; P-body. Gene Ontology annotation, molecular function: hydrolase activity; RNA 7-methylguanosine cap binding. The record is from RefSeq and is a predicted model, not a curated record. NCBI's taxonomy places the organism in Eukaryota, Metazoa, Chordata, Aves, Falconiformes, Falconidae. The transcript is spliced from 6 exons. Bases 36 to 1007 code for a protein of 323 amino acids.